This is a messenger RNA of Neoarthrinium moseri, 2544 nucleotides long. RefSeq lists its product as uncharacterized. The record is from RefSeq and is a predicted model, not a curated record. Gene Ontology annotation, molecular function: protein binding. The transcript has 4 exons. The coding region runs from base 1 to 2544 and encodes 847 amino acids. NCBI's taxonomy places the organism in Eukaryota, Fungi, Ascomycota, Sordariomycetes, Amphisphaeriales, Apiosporaceae.
AUGUCUGGUACGACACAUAAUGCUGAACAGCAGGAUGAGUGGGAGUGUUUGAGCUUUACCCAAACCACACUGGCGGAGAGAGCAUCCGACCAUGCAUCGUCGAUACCGGCAUGGCAAAGAAGCAUCCCUUUGCGGGACGUUCUAAAGUCCAUGGGCGAAGCGACUGCUUCCGGCCAUUCCAUAUCUCAAGUCCACGCAAAGGUUUUGGAGAUGGCAUGGAAGUCAAAGUUGAACACGAACCCAACCACUGGGGAUGAGAUCCUCGACUGGAAUCUGCAAUAUACUCAAAUCCUUAUCGAUUGCGACAACCUGGAGAGUGUCACAUUCCCGCCUCCUGGCCUGGCUGAUCUGGAAUCCAAGAAAAGUUUUCUGCAAAACAAAAAAUGGGGGAAGCUAUGUUCUACAACAGCUCUGUUAUACCUGAGGAAGAGAGGCCCCCAAAGCUUGCAGAUGGCUAAUCACUACCUUCACCUGGCUUUGGAGACCUACCUGAAUUCCAAGUACUGCGACCGGGCAUCUCUGAUACCGAUAGCUCAAGAUCUAGCCGACGUCCUUGAACUGCAAGGUAACAUUGGCCUGGAGAGCGACUAUUUCCAAGAUGAAACGAAGAUUCCGCGGUGGAUCGCGAAGGAGGUCAUCCUAGGACGGAUGGCGCUUGCCAACCAAUGGUGCGAAUCUAAUGAAUUCGAGAAAGAUCAGUUCUAUGAGGUGAACAAGAAACACGGACUGUCGCCGCUUGAGAAGUCCGUGAAGUUCGAACACCGCGAGGAGUUUACAGCUAUGCUCCGCUUCACGGCGCGAACUGUUACUAGCCAUAGGAUGUCUUCGAUAGCCUCGAAGCUAUUGCUACUGGCCGCUGACACAUGCAACUCAGACUACGCCAGAGAUCUAUUAGAAUGUGGAGCAAUGGCCAACACGCUUGACGACCAUGGGCGUACAAGCUUGCAUCGCUUGCUGUUGUGUCGCAAAUUCGGUGACUCCGGAGGUUUCAAGAUGAUGAAGCUGCUUCUUGAGAGUGAUACAUCGAUCCUUGAUAUCCAGGAUGAGAAUGGAAAGACUGCGUUGACACUCGCGUGCGAGGCUGAGUAUAUACGCAAGACUGAUGAGUUCCUUAAGCACGGUGCCAACCCAAAUAUCUUGGACAACCAUGAACGCAGUCCUUUCUUCAUUGCCUGCAGCAAGGGGUGCUUCGAGAUGAUCAAAGUUUUCAUCGCCAACGAUAAGAGCGGCCGGUCCAAGAUAGCCUUGGAAAUCAACGCCCUUGGGCCAAGUCGGGAGACACCGCUUAUUGCUGCUGUCAGAUUUGCUGGAAGAGGAAUCUCUAAGGAUACUGGAGCAAUCGAUGCAAUAAAGUUACUCGUGCAGCAUGGUGCGGACUCAACCCACAAAGAUUCGGAGAAACGCAAAAAUAUUGAGGGUAAAAUCAUCACCGCUCCCGAGACUGGGGAACCUUCGAUCCCACAAACCUCUCAUGCAAAAAUUGUUGAGGAUGGAGCUGCUCUGCGGAUAGACAGCGAUGACGAUAAAACCACCGGGAGUCUCCUGGAGGAACAGACAUCUGAUGACUUGGACGACGACACAUUAGACUGGGAGUCGAACGAUUCUGUUGAGGAUCCGCCUCUUUUCCCGGUCAGAGCGAAUCCAGUAAAUCUCUCGAUUCUUGGAGGAGCCUCAGGUCUACGCCAAUGUCCUAAUCAGAACACAUAUAGCAACCAUGAAGGCCCCUUUGAUAUCACAUCUCCAGCAAGUGAAAAUCAUCACCACGGCAUACCAGCUUCAGGCUCUGGGCCUUCAGAUGAAAUGAAUUCUCAAAAUGGAAGUACUCAGGCAGAGGUAGAAGUUGCCGAAGAACCUGCGGAUGCCUCGGGCCCUGCCUCACUCUCUAACAGUCUUGAAAACGUCUUGCAAAUGCAUGACAACCAGCAUGGAGCCGCAUACAUUCAAUCACCACCUGCACCGCAAAAUGCGGCGUCGCCUACGUCCAUAUCAGCUAACGGUACGCUUCGCUUUCCUCAAACGCCAAUUCCUACUCUCAAUCAUAUACAACAAUCACGUGGGCCAUUAUACUCUAGUCUGUCGACCCGGUUCGUUGGUCCCCAACCUGGAUACCAUCCCCUCUCCUCGCACACCCACUACGACAUCAAUUCACAAGCGAAUCUGACAGCCCCAUGGCCUAUUCAGAUUCAGCAAAGUGUUCCUGGAUCACAUCUCCAAGCGCAAGGCUUCCAAGCUGCAGAUGACAUAUUCUUGGCCGAUUUACAUGACCCAGCUGCAUUUUUGGGGGACACCCAUCUCGUCUCCUCCUUCUCGCCUGGGAUUUGGAACAACCCGGCGUACAAUUCUGGUCAACCUGGUGUAUCGGUCCAGCAAGGACUCCCAUUGGACAACGCUGUGAACCUCGGGACUUCACCCAUGUAUCGUCGCAACCACAAUUUUCAAGUGGGGAUGCAAGGACCAUCUCAAACAGAUCCGCAAAGGUCUUCCUCGGGAAAUCAGAAUAUUCAAGCAGCUGGGCGUAGUGGAGCGAAUGAUGUUGCAAUGUAG